Polyodon spathula (Mississippi paddlefish) is the source of this 475-nucleotide messenger RNA. Its product is annotated as tumor necrosis factor-inducible gene 6 protein-like. The transcript has 2 exons. The record is from RefSeq and is a predicted model, not a curated record. The coding region runs from base 68 to 475 and encodes 135 amino acids. Lineage: Eukaryota; Metazoa; Chordata; Actinopteri; Acipenseriformes; Polyodontidae.
UCCAGAGUUACCUGGAGAGCUGAAGUCUCCCAAUUAUCCACAACAGUAUCCUGGUAACUUAGACUGUAUGUGGACCAUCUACUCCACAUCAGGAAAAAAGAUCCUGCUAGAGGUAGUGGAUUUCCUCACUGAGGACACCCAUGGAUGCAACUGGGAUCGCUUGGAUAUUUAUGAUGGACCGACUGCAGUUUCCAAAUUGCUGGCUUCCUUGUGUGGUGAACAAAGCCCAAUGAAGCUAAUAUCCAGUAGCAGCUUUGUGGCCCUGAAGUUCAAGACUGAUUCUAGUGCUGGAGCAAGGGGGUUCAGGAUCAAGUAUUCAGAAACGGAGGAUGUUGGUCUCAGCACCCGAACUGAUAUCUUGCAGAGCAGGGAAGACAAGUGUAAGGAUAGAUGUUCCUGGCCUUUUCAUUUGGGGCGGGGGGCACACUGUUACCUGGCACCUGACCAACACAUUGUCUUAAAUGUACUAACAUGA